AUGACUGAUGAACGAAAUACUUUAAAAUGUAUAUUUGGUCGAUCAUUUGAUGAUUUACAACUUCGAAAUAAGCUUAGUCAAUUAUGCGCAACAUAUCUUGGUGGUAUUUGGACAACAGUACCAUCUGAGCAAAUUCGCAUUGCAACACAAAGAGGUGGAUCAAAUAAUAAAAUUUUAAUGGUGGAAUUACCAGAUGAAAUGAAAUUUGAAUAUAACAAAUCAAUGCAUAAAGUAAUUCUUCGUAUCUAUGAAAAUCUCAAUGAAAAUAACGAAUUACCUGAAGGUAUUAUCACAGCGGUAUUAUCAGAAAGACGUUUGAGUCCACGUUUAUUGGGAAUAUUUCCUGGUGGACGUUUUGAAGAAUAUAUUCCAUCACGUCCGCUUACCAAUGAUGAAUAUUGCAAAGCAUGUGUUGCACAAGAAGUUGGUCGAAUUCUUGCAAGAAUACAUUCAUUAGAUAUGCCAAUUAGCAAAGAAUGUCGUUUGGCGCAAUUUGUUGAUGAUAUGAUCGAAAGGUUGAGAAGUUCAGAUCGAUGGAAAACACAAAAUUAUCCAAUGCAUACUACUUUAGCAAAAGUUGAUAAAGCAUUCUAUCCUGAUCUUAUCACUAUUGAUCUAUUAGCAGAGGAAUUGGAGAUAUGCAAGAAAUGCUUGGCGCAAAGUGGUAGUCCACUUGUUUUUAGUAACAAUGAUUUACAUGAAGGAAAUUUACUUUUACGUGAUGGUAUCAAAAUUACUGAUCAGGGUUUGAUCGGUCGAAAAGAUGAUGAAGAUCCGAUUAUUCUGAUUGAUUAUGAAUAUGGCUGUUAUUAUUAUCGUGGUUUUGAUUUAUGUCAUUACUGUGUCGAAUGUUGUUUACAUAACGAAGGUAACAUAUGGCCUUACUAUGAAGUAAAACAAAAUCAAUGGCCAAAUGAAGCAAUUCAACGUUUAUAUAUUAGUGCCUAUAUUGAUGAGGCAAUGAAAAUUUGCGUUGAUAAUAAUGGAAAGAGAAUUCAAUGCAUCCGUGAUUUAUCGAUUGAUCGUGAAAUUUCAAUCAAUCAUUUAUUAAAUGAAAUACGUCAGUUUGCAGCAUUUCCUCAUUUAUUUUGGGCAAUUUGGUCAUUUGAGCAUGCUGAAAUUACUCAAACAAAUUUUGAUCAUUUUGAAUAUGCAUUUGAUCGCUUAGCAUUGUAUUAUUAUUGGAAAUCAGAAAUGUUAAAGUAUUUGAAUUAG
Molecule: messenger RNA, 1215 nt
Organism: Brugia pahangi
Lineage: Eukaryota; Metazoa; Nematoda; Chromadorea; Rhabditida; Onchocercidae
Source: the annotation of a GenBank genome assembly